Molecule: messenger RNA, 7766 nt
Organism: Rhagoletis zephyria (snowberry fruit fly)
Lineage: Eukaryota; Metazoa; Arthropoda; Insecta; Diptera; Tephritidae
Product: serine/threonine-protein phosphatase 4 regulatory subunit 3-like
Biological process (GO): protein dephosphorylation; DNA damage response
Cellular component (GO): nucleoplasm; protein phosphatase 4 complex
Molecular function (GO): protein phosphatase activator activity
Source: RefSeq, a predicted model, not a curated record
GAAUGAUUGAACACACACAUUCGUCAGAUCGGAACAAUCGGAAUCGAAGGAAGUCAAAUUUUAGCGACCGAUGAAGACGACGACGGCUCGAGUGUAAAAGCUGCGAAAUUUUGUGUGAUUUUGUAGAUUGUGGAGCUGGAAAAAUAAAGAAAAACUCGCAAAAGAUUUUACCAAUUAAAAACGCGUGUGAUUCAAUGAGAAAUAUGCGUAGACGCAAACUAAAGUGAUGAACGAAGGAAAGCGAAUAUAAUUGGAGUCAGGCGAGCAUUAAUUACGAAUAGAAAAAUAUAUAUAUAAACUGAAUUGAAUCAGAAAGGAAUGAAAAAGUGAAAUAGUGUGGCCAGCGCGAAAAACGUGAAGCUAUAGCUACUUCAUAUAUAGCAAAGAACAUAAAGACGUAGCCGUGGAAUUUUUUGGAUUUGUCCAAUUUCAUCAUUGCGGUUGCUGCGAAUGAUUUCGCAGCGCGAAUGCUUCUCCCAAAUGCAUAUCCCUCAAAGGAUAAUUGUUUAAAACCAAUGAUUUCAAUAAAUUAUGUGCGAUUUGAAUCAUAAAUUUAAACACCAAAAAAAAAAAAAAAACUUUCUUUUUCAGUCCGCUAGCUGAGGGAAUAAGCCGCCUUGCGCGCCAAUUAAUAGUUGGUUGUCUGCCACAGUACAUACACCACCCCAGUUGAGCAGCGCGAGAGAAUAACUACUACACAAAGCUUUCAAAGUAUUUUUAUGUUGCAGACUGAAAAGUACGGAAUAGCUGCUGAUCGUGCACUGGAAUUUGGGGGCAACAAUAUAUUCAAAAGAAAGCUUAGAGUAAAACUAAAAAGAUUAAGAGUAGUCACUUUGGAGGAAAAUAUGACUACAGAUACCCGCCGUCGCGUUAAAUUGUACGCUCUGAAUGCAGAGCGACAAUGGGAUGAUCGUGGCACAGGCCAUGUAUCUUCGAAUUAUGUGGACAGGCUUAAAGGUAUUUCAUUGUUGGUGCGUGCCGAAUCGGAUGGUUCUUUACUUUUGGAAAGUAAAAUUCAACCCGACACCGCCUACCAAAAACAACAGGACACAUUGAUCGUUUGGUCGGAAGGCGACAAUUUCGAUUUGGCAUUGAGCUUUCAAGAGAAGGCCGGUUGCGAUGAAAUAUGGGAAAAAAUUUGUCAGGUUCAAGGUAAGGAUCCUUCGGUUGAGAUAACGCAAGAUAUCGUUGAAGAAUCCGAGGAUGAGCGCUUCGAAGAUAUGUCAGACACGGCACCGCCCAUAGAGUUGCCCCCAUGUGAACUGGCGCGUCUGGAAGAGAUUUCCGAGACCAUACAGAAUUGUUUAACAACACCUUUACGAAAGGAGAAACUUUCCAUGGCUUUAGAAUCGGAAAACUAUAUUAAGAAGUUGCUAAAUCUGUUCCAUGUUUGCGAGGAUCUCGACAAUACCGAGGGGUUGCAUCACCUCUUCGAAAUUUUCAAGAACAUAUUUCUAUUAAACAAAAAUGCAUUGUUCGAAAUUAUGUUUGCCGAAGAUACUAUUUUCGAUGUGGUUGGCUGCCUAGAAUAUGAUCCGAGUUCCACCCAACCAAAGAAGCAUCGUCAGUAUUUAAAACAAUGGGCCAAGUUCCGCGAAGCAGUACCGAUUAAAAAUCAAGAUCUGCUCGCUAAAAUUCACCAAACGUUCCGUGUACAAUACAUACAAGAUAUUAUAUUGCCAACGCCGUCAGUGUUUGUCGAAGACAACAUGUUGAACACGCUAUCCAGUUUUAUAUUCUUUAACAAAGUGGAAAUCGUAACACUUAUACAAGAGGAUGAGCGCUUCCUGGUCGAUAUGUUUACACUUUUAACAGAUCCGAGCACCAGCGAUGCCAAGCGUCGCGAUAUUGUGCUAUUCCUAAAGGAAUUUUGCAACUAUGCACAGAACCUACAACCACAGGGCAAAGACUCUUUCUAUAAGACACUCACUUGCUUAGGAAUAUUGCAAGCACUCGAGAUCACAUUGGUAAUGAACGAUGAAAAGACGAAGGCAGCUUCAAUCGAUAUACUUACAGCGAUUGUGGAGUUCUCACCGUUAGUGGUGCGCAAUUACACACUACAGCAGGUCAGCCGCACAGAGGGGGAUCGUAUGCUGUUGAACAUAGCUAUUGAACAAAUGUUAAGCGAUUCAGAGCCAGAGCUUGGAGUUGCAGUGCAAUUAAUGGGCAUUAUUAAAAUUUUAUUGGAGCCAGAAAGUAUGCUAACUGAAAAGGCAGACUUUUUGAAUUUUUUCUACAAGCAUAGCAUACAAACGCUGAUUGCUCCCCUGCUUGUUAACACAAUCGGUGAUCGUCCAGAUAGUGAAGACUACCAAACCGCACAAUUGCUUGGCAUUGUCUUGGAUAUAUUGUCAUUUUGUGUGGAACAUCAUACUUAUCAUAUUAAAAACUUUAUCAUACAAAAGGAUCUCCUAAAGAGAAUACUUGUACUGAUGAAAAGCACACAUACGUUCCUCGUACUUGGCGCACUUAGACUUUUAAGGAAAAUUAUUGCACUUAAAGACGAGUUUUAUAAUAGGCAUAUAGUUAAAGGAAACUUAUUCGCACCAGUUGUUGACGCAUUCAUUAGAAACAAUGGCAGAUAUAAUUUACUCGAAUCGGCUAUAUUAGAACUUUUUGAGUUCGUGAAACUUGAAGACAUCAAAACACUUUGCGUCUACUUCGUGGAGAAUUUCAGCAAAAUAUUUGAUGAAAUCGAAUAUGUGCAAACAUUUAAAUAUCUCAAAAAUCGGUACGACCAGUAUCAAGACCGAAUAAAGGAUCGCGACAAGAUGUCGCUGGAUACCGGCAUACCAAUUAUACGUAGUCGCUUCCGCCGAGAUCCGCGACAAAUGGACGACGAAGAGGAAAUGUGGUUUAAUGAGGAGGAAGAUUUCGCCGACGAAUAUGAUACCUACAACAGCGUUAUGAAAUCCGUCACCGAAAAGAAUGGCCCUUCACAAUCUCCGUCGCAGCAGCAAUCAUCGAUUCAACAAAAGUCGCCACCUCAAGGCGGUCUGCUCGGCAGCAGUAGCAGCGUGAAUAGUUUAAGCUCCACAACGACCACUUCAACGACAUUGACACCGGCUGUGGGAGUUAGUGGCAUCGGUGGGGUCUCAUCCAUCAGCGGUGUGAGUCUCAGUGAUGUGGUUUCAAAUGCGUCCAAUAGCGGUAGUAGCAUUGACCAUUCACAGUCUGCCGCUGCUGCUACACAGGCGCAUCUAGGCGCAGCUGCUGUGGCUGCCAAUAUAGCGCUCCACCACCAACAGCAAACGGCACUACACAAUUUCCAGCAACAGCAACAACAGCUAAAUCUAAAUAGCACAUUGGUCGCAGCAGCAGCGGCUGCUGCGGCUGGUGUAGCUAGCACAUCGGCAGCUAGUGCCGCGCAUUUAGAAGCGCAGAACCAACAUCAUCACCAGCAUCAGCAUGCAGAGCGUUCGCACGAAGAUCCCGAUAUUGUAGAACUGCGGCAGCAUUUGGUUUCCAUUGUACCACAACAUCAAGAAUUGGCAUUGGCCGGUGCCGCCACUUCAUCAUCAACUGCCGUCACAGCAUCACCAUCGUCAGCGGUUACAGCUCUGCAAUCGCAAUCGUUGUCAUCAGCAUCGAUAGCGGCACCAUCCACAUCGACCGCUUUGUCAGAGUCGGCGGCUGCCGCUGCAGCAGCUGCUUCACAGCUACUAACAUCGAUUGCAUCGAGUGAUGCCGUCGCUGCGGUGGCAGCCGCUGCAGCGGCAGCUGUGGCGGCCACGGUAACUGGUGUGACACCUAAUAUGGCUGGUGCUGGUGGUGGAGGAGUAGUAACUGCGGCGAAUUUGGCAGCAGCCGCCAAUGCCGCGGACACUUUGGCGCUAAAUGUUGUGAAGCACAACGAUAGCGUCGAUAAUAUGGGCAGCGGCAACGGCAAAGAAGGAGCUAUUUCGACCGUCGUCACUGGGGAGAGUAUUUUGAAAAAGGGUCUUGUCGACUAUGAAAGUGACUCUGGUGAUGAGGACGACUACGAAGAAGAAGAAGAGGAAGAGUCGCCGCAUCAGAAGAAGCCACGUAUGGCAUAGCAAAAUUACGCUACUAAUGCAUGCAGCCGCAGCCGCGGCGGCAGCAGCAGCAGCGGCCGCAGCGGCUGCAGAAUCAAUUAUUAAAACAUUCGCAACAAUGUCUUCAACACAUUACAACAACAAUUUGUAAAAGAAAUAGCCAUAAAUAAACUUGCAGUAGCCAGUGUCGUGCCGUGCAGACUCGUACACACCAGCAGCUGCAACAACAACAAAAACAAUUACAACCAUAGGUGUAACAGAAAUACAAGUAAACAUGAUCAAAUAAUUAUCGAUAACAACCAACUGCAGUCUGCCAUUGUAACAAAAACAAGUAGCAACAGCAAGUUACAGAAGAAUGCGAACGUAAGAAAUUGUAUGGAUUAUUUUUUUUUUGGUGUUGAUUGUUAAUACGGACACUGCUGAUGGAUGGACGACAGACAAAAUUAUAACAAACUAAACAUGCAUACAUAAAUAAUUAUACAUAAAUACAUACUACAUACAAGUAUAUAACGCGUAAUCUACUAGAAAAUAAAUAAAAUGAAAUUAAAUUCGCAAAAUACUAAUUAAAUAAAUUUUGUCGAAUUAUAAAUGCAUCAUAUACAUAAAUAUUGUAUGAGUGAGAAACGGAGUUGAGGAAAUGUUGGAGUGCAUACAAAUCUUAUUAAGAGAAACACAUCAAAUUAAUAAAAUGCAAAUAAGUGGGCAAUCGAAAAAUGAAAGAAAACACACUUCAUACAUAUAUUUACUUUAUACAUUAACAAAGUGUAAUAGUAAAUAAAAAUUGUCGUCUUCGUCGUUGCCGUUGCAAAUGCUAAAUUUAAUUUAAAGAAGGCAACGAAAUUAUUUUCAAAAAACUAAAACUAAAAUAAAUACAAAAAAUAAAAAUAACAAAAAACAAACGCCACGGUAUUAAAUCAUUAUGUGCCUGUGAUGAGAAUUGAAAUCGCUAUUGCUUAAACAUCUUCGUAAAAGCCUAAUUGCAGUGAGUUAUUUGAAAUUUAAAAUCAGCUUAAUAGAGGAAUAUACUACGCGGAAAACCUUUUUAUUUCGCAACCAGCUAUCAUCCAUAUGCGUGAAUUUCUUUCUCUAUAAAACAUGUGAUUUGCUAUUACAACGCGCAUGAUGAGCUUUUGCAAGAGGCGUUUGCAGAUUUACGGGCGUAAUUAAAACUUUUAAGCAAUAGCGAAAUUAAAAAUCUCGGCACAGUUCGCGCAUCAAUUUGAAUAUAAAUAAACGGACUAAUUUAAAGUCGAAGGGAAUGAGUUGUAAAUGUAAUACAUUUGGUGAAACAUGGCACUACUAGUGUUGCUAGUGUAUAGGUAUAUGAGUAAAAUAGGAAAAAUUUUGUGCACAAAAUUCUUGCAUUUUAAAGCAAAGAAGUAAUUGAAUAGCGCCUGUAAACUGAGGUUAGUUUUUGUGUGGAAGAUCAAAAAUAGUUAAAAUUUUUCCCGAGUGCCACUACGCUUUAGUAGACCACUUCAGUGUGCCAAUUAUGCCCAGGCCUUCAGAACUGGCACCCGCAUACGCACACGCCGCCACGAUCACAUACAUAUUCACAAUGAACCGAGUUUUAGAGAAGCAUUUUUUCAAAUAAAUUUGUAUGAAUAAUACAAUGCAACAAUAAUUAUAGCAUACACCCUAAUAUAUAUAUACAUGCUGCAUUACAAAUCAUAAAUCGUGAAUACAUAACAGUAGAAAUUCUAAAAUUUAAAAUUCAUAAAAAAACUACUUCCAAUGGAAUGGGCAGAUUUUGUAAUGAAUAAUAUCUAAAUUUUAGUAUUUGUAAAUGAGUGUUUUGCGAUUGAUUAACACACGCAUAUUCAUGUGAAUAACCAGAAAAACACAAAUACACAACUAUUUAUGUACAUGUUUUAAUGCAAGUGGUGUUUAGAAUAUACAUACAUAUACGCACAUGAUAAUUAUAGGAAAAAGUCUAAGUAUACAAAUACAAGCCAUUUCCCUCUUAUGCUACACAUGUAUGCGCUGUCCACUGUCACAGCUGUUGUUUUCGGUAGUAUUUAAACACAAAAACCAUAUAAAAUUCACUUACAACAUUUAAAAAAUAAUUGAGUGGUUUUCUAUCUGUUUUUGUUACUUUGAUAAUUUAUUUGCUUUCACUUUAGUUGCUCACAUUAAUGUUUACAAUGUAUUUUCAAUGUCAUCAGUUUUUGUUAAAACAACAUUUGAAUUAUUUAGUUAAAACAAACUUCCAUUAAAAUGUUCUUGUAAACUCGAAACAUAAAACUUGCUUCACUGCGAAUUUGUGUCGUAAUCUUUUCGGUCAGGCAUAGGCGGAAUGAGUGCCUUAUUUAUAGAAAAUAAAACUAUUCAUAAAGAAUGUCAAAUAUGUUUUAUUUAUUAUAAAUAAGGGUUUUUUCGAAUAAAUUAAAGUGCUGCGGGUGAUAAAAACGUGUGAGACUAAUUUGUAUAAGCAAAGAACAAAUAAACGCGUGAAAUUACUUUAAAAUUCCCUAUUGCUAAGAAAACAACUUUGCACCCAAAUAAAACUAAAUGGAAACAAUCGAUUCUAUAUCAUAUUCACAGCACAGAAAAUUAGGUGAAAGUUAUUUUAUUGAGAAAUAAAUAAAAAAUAAAUUUCAACAACGACUCAUUCAUUCCAACUCAUUCCCUUUGUGCGUGUUUAAAGUUUUUUUUUUUGUUUUUUGAUCUUCACCCCAACUUCAAUAACUCGUUCAACAUUCUCCAAUAGAGUUAAAUUUUGCCGGUUAAAUUUGAGUUUUGCGCUUUAGUAAACAAAAAUUAAAAAAAAAACUUAAAAAGGAAAAUUAGACAUAAGAAUAAUCAUUAAAUUGUAUGUAUGUUUUCACUAGUUUUGUUGUAAUAUAAACACAUAUAAUUUAGUUAAUAAACUAAAAUACGUUUAGGGUGUCAUACAUAAGCACAUUAUGUAUUAUACGAAUAAAAUAAUAACAAAAAUGCUAUCUAUAUAAAAUAUACAUUAUUCUUUAUAGAAACCAUAAAUACACAUACACACCACUCCCACUUGUGCAGAGAAAAUCAAAUCCUAACAUGGCUCCAUAAACUUAAAACAAACAUAAACAAAUUAAUAUGUAAGGAGAUUGUUAAGACAUCGCGAACAAAAGUAUCAUGAAAGCAUGUCCAUUUAGUUCCAAAUACACACAUACAUACAUACAUAUGUACAUAUCGUUCAUUUACUAAAAGACUGUCACAACUCAAAAAACGGAAGUUUUCAGUAGAUGCGUUUGAAGUUUUCAAUUUACUAAUAAAAUGCUGAAAAUGCAGAUGCAUAUUCCCUUCACACGCGAGGAGUAAGUAGCUCUGCUGUGACAGCCUUUUAGUAAAUGAGCGAUAUGACAUUAACCGCUUACUAUAAAUAUUAAAUAUUUUUUGUUUGUCAGUUAAUAAUUAUAAUUGUGUUUUGUCUGUCGUAUGCGUCCACCACCAAGCUCUUCUUAUUUUACAUUUCUAUUUAAUUUUUUGUCCUUUUUUGAUUUCCUUUCGCUGUUUUCUUAACCUUCAAAAAUCAGUCGGUGUUUUGGUUACAGAAGAGGCCUUAACUUUUCUGCCACUAAAUCAGUGCAGUGCAUUGCCACUUCUUUUCUUGCACUCAAGCGCCAAUCCUUUCCUAAACGCUCAUACGCUGAACACACAGUGGACGUUGAAUAACUCGCAUACACACACACACACACACACACACACAUAAUCGCACAUGCACACUGCUAUAUACACAAACAGAGAAAAACAUUUUGCUUUGCAAUAAAAUAAAAA